Messenger RNA from Panicum hallii, 1289 nucleotides. Its product is annotated as indole-3-acetate O-methyltransferase 1-like. The record is from RefSeq and is a predicted model, not a curated record. Gene Ontology annotation, molecular function: S-adenosylmethionine-dependent methyltransferase activity. The transcript has 3 exons. Gene Ontology annotation, biological process: methylation. Bases 114 to 1262 code for a protein of 382 amino acids. Lineage: Eukaryota; Viridiplantae; Streptophyta; Magnoliopsida; Poales; Poaceae.
CAUUUUUACAAGACAAUGCAUGGCCAGCAAAUUGACCCGCAGCACUGCGUCCUGUACCUCUAGUCGCCCUAGCUGAUGCCCACUGCCAAAGCGUCGAGCUUCUUGUGGUGAUAAUGGUGGCCGCGGUAAAAGGAGUCGAAGCUCAACAUGAGGUGGUGAAGAAUGUCCUGUGCAUGGAGGGUGGGCAGGGGGAGACCAGCUACAUCAGCAACAGCCAGGUUCAGUCCCGGAAUCUGGAGAUGGUGGUCCACGUCCUCAAGGAGACGCUGGACGAGAUCCGGCCCCCUCGCCGGCCGGAGAAGCUCCUGACGGCGGCCGACCUGGGGUGCUCCUGCGGCCAGAACACGAUCUUUGUCGCCGAUGUCAUCGUGCAGCACAUGACCGACCUGUACACCUCCCGCGGACACGCUCCUCCUGAGUUCAGCUUCUACUUCUCCGAUCUCCCGAGCAACGACUUCAACACCCUCUUCAAGCUGCUCCCGGAUCCCGCGACGGCAGGCGCCCGGCCGCGAUACUUCGCCGCCGGUGUGCCGGGGUCCUUCCACGGCCGUCUGUUCCCCGAAAGGUCCAUCGACGCAUUCACCUCCACCUUCUCGCUGCAUUGGCUCUCUCAGGUCCCCAAAGAAGUGGUGGACAAGGGGUCCGCGGCAUACAACAAGCGGAAGGUGUUCGUGCACGGCGCGCCGGAGGCGACAGGGUUGGCGUACAAGCGGCAGUUCCAGUCCGAUCUGGCGCGCUUCCUGCGCUGCCGCGCCGCCGAGCUGAAGCGCGGCGGCGCCGUGUUCCUUGUCUGCCUCGGCCGGCCGUCCUCCGCCACCCCCACGGAUCAGGGCACCGUCAGGUUCCUGUUCGGCGCCAUGUUCCAGGACUCGUGGGACGACCUCGUCGGAGAGGGGCUGAUGGAUGGCGAGAAGAUGGAUGGCUUCAACGUCCCGGUGUACGCGCCAACCCUCGAGGAGUUCAGGGAGGUGGUGAACGCCGACGGCUCGUUCCAGAUCAAUCGGCUGGAGAUGGUGACGGGGAGCCCUCCGGUCGUCGACCACCCGGAUGAUCCCGCCGCCGUCGGCCUCACGGUGGCGAACAAUGAGCGGUCGCUCCUGGGACCCCUCGUCGACGCGCACGUCGGGACGGCGCUGGGCGGCGAGCUCUUCGGCAGGCUGCGCCGCCGGGCGGAGGAACGCGCCCAGGAGCUGAUGGAAGAGAUGCGCUUCCCCCACGUAGUGUGCUCCCUUUCGCUCGCGUCACCACGCCACCUGAAAUGACUGACGCUUUCCAGAAUUUGUGGAACU